Messenger RNA from Rosa chinensis, 642 nucleotides. RefSeq names its product E3 ubiquitin-protein ligase RING1. Gene Ontology annotation, cellular component: cytoplasm. Lineage: Eukaryota; Viridiplantae; Streptophyta; Magnoliopsida; Rosales; Rosaceae. Bases 1 to 642 code for a protein of 213 amino acids. Gene Ontology annotation, biological process: protein ubiquitination. Gene Ontology annotation, molecular function: ubiquitin protein ligase activity. The record is from RefSeq and is a predicted model, not a curated record. The transcript has a single exon.
AUGCACCAAUGGAGACAUGUUACUGAAACUGAUGGUCCACUUCGUUGGGGAAUGAAGGGAAGGAACUCCCAUGAUAUCUUAUCUAACUUCGAUGAUCCAGACAUGAUGCCUUAUGUUACAAAUUCUGGUGAUUAUCUUGAUGCACUAGGCUUUGAAGAAUUGCUGGAGCAUCUUGCUCAGGCAGAGAGAUUAAGACUAGGGGCACCUCCUGCUGCUGUCUCCUUUUUGAAUAAUCUGCCUCUCAUUCUUAUUAGUAAGGAACAUGGGAAGCAUGAUGACUUAGCCUGUGCAAUUUGCAAGGAUGUAUUGACUAUUAGCACUGCAAUGAAUCGGCUUCCUUGCUUUCACUUGUAUCACACUUCCUGUAUUCUGCCAUGGUUGAGUACACGAAAUUCUUGCCCCCUUUGUCGUUAUAAGAUACCAGCUGAUGACAGAGACUACGAAGAGGGGAAGCGAAAUGCUGGUGGUAGAGUGGAGAUCCACACCCGGCGGCAGAAUGCUAGAGAUGACAGGUCUGCUGGUGUUUUUAAUAGAGCUGAAGAAGGCGAAGAUCAUGCUUUUAGUGAAACUAGAGUUAAGUAUAGGUUCCAAGUAGGUAGGGAAUCUGACUCUAAUACCUCCGGUGGAGAAAAUAGUCAAUGA